AUGCGGCCGUUCAAUAUUCUGAAGGACAAGUAUUUCCGGAAGUACUCCCGUUUUCUGAACUCUGUCGAAGGGUAUAUCAAGCCGGCCAAGCCGUGGAAAGCGCGUGAAAAUGUCGACAACAUCGCCGGUGCACUCCGUGAAACGCUAAAGGAUGAAAUUGCCGAUGAAUGUGACUACUACACUGCGUCGGCCGACAUCUGGACAUCCAAGAGCAAGCGCGCAUUUAUUUCGUUCACCCUCCACUAUCUUACCCGCAACUUUGAUCUCAAGAACUGGGUCCUCGAGAUUAAGUCGAUGUCGUGUCUUGCCCACGUUUUACAUCUAAUUGUGGGUGCUGGAAUCGUGAAAAAGAAAUCGGAUCAAGCUGCAAAGGCAAUGCUGGCUGCCGCGAAGUUCAGACAAAGAUUUUGA
Molecule: messenger RNA, 411 nt
Organism: Phytophthora sojae
Lineage: Eukaryota; Oomycota; Peronosporomycetes; Peronosporales; Peronosporaceae
Exons: 2
Coding region: 1-411 (136 amino acids)
Source: RefSeq, a predicted model, not a curated record